Tympanuchus pallidicinctus (lesser prairie-chicken) is the source of this 5511-nucleotide messenger RNA. RefSeq names its product Rho related BTB domain containing 3 (gene RHOBTB3). Lineage: Eukaryota; Metazoa; Chordata; Aves; Galliformes; Phasianidae. The transcript is spliced from 12 exons. Gene Ontology annotation, biological process: proteasome-mediated ubiquitin-dependent protein catabolic process; regulation of proteolysis. The record is from RefSeq and is a predicted model, not a curated record. Gene Ontology annotation, molecular function: GTP binding; ubiquitin protein ligase binding; GTPase activity. Gene Ontology annotation, cellular component: cytoplasm. The coding region runs from base 317 to 2158 and encodes 613 amino acids.
ACCGAGCGGACGGCGCUCGGCGUACGUGUGGGGUUCGGCUCCAGCCGCGGGUCGGUGCAGCAGGAGCUGCUGCUGCUUGUUCUGCUGCUGCAACCGCUGCAACAGCUGCUCCCACCGUGCGUCGCUGCAUCCCGGCGGCUGGAGCGGCAGCAGGGAGCCGGGCAUCCGCACGCAGCGGGGACAUGUUGCGAGAUUCCCGGACGUCGCAUCCGUAAUCCCUGGCAUGGAGCAGCGGGCGGCCGAGAGGGCUGGAGGCUGGUAGCGCCAGCAGCAGCGCUCCUCUUCUCCGCUUCGCCCCGCUGUUGGAUCCGAGAUCAUGUCAGUUAAUAUUGUAGCUUUCGGGAAUGAGAGAGACGUGCUUUCUGAAGACAGCCAGCAGUCGAGUCUGAUGUGGAGCUAUCUCAGGAGGAGCGCUCUCAUUUCCGAGAUCGACAGCAGCCCGUCCGCCGAGCACGCCAGGAGCCCCGUCACCACCGAGUACCAAGCCUGCGUCUUCGGCAAUGUCAGGCUGGUGGUGCACGACUGCCCGCUCUGGGAUAUAUUUGACAGUGACUGGUAUACCUCUCGCAGUCUCAUUGGAGGAGCUGAUAUUAUUGUGAUUAAAUACUCUGUCAAUGACAAGACUUCAUUUCAAGACUUAAAGGACAGUUAUGUUCCAAUGAUAAAAAAGGCAUUAAACCACUGUUCAGUUCCAGUAAUAAUUUCUGCUGUUGGUGCAAGAAAAAACGCAGUGCCCUGUACGUGCCCACUGUGCACUCUGGACAGGAGGAGCUGCGUCACUACUUCUGAAGGGGCCCAGCUGGCCAAGGAGUUUGGAGCCACCUACCUGGAGCUGCAUGCUCUCAAUGACUUCUACAUACAAAAAUACUUUGGAGGCGUGCUGGAAUAUUUUAUGAUCCAAAGUUUGAAUCAGAAGUCAUCUGAGAAAAUGAAGAAAAGAAAAAAGACCCAGAAGUGCCAUAGAGUGCAGCCACCUCAGCUGGAACAGCCAGACUGCUUCUUAACUCUCACAGAAAAAAUGCCCAUUCUAAAAGGCGAAGCCUCGCACUAUGACUCCGACCUGCACAACUUGCUAUUCUGCUGCCAGUGUGCAGACGUGGCCUUUUACUCAGAAGACUCCAGCAAAGUGGUGAAAGCUCACAAGGUCAUCUUGUGCUCGGUGAGCCACGUCUUCAUGUUGCUCUUUGAUGUGAAGAGUCCGGCGGACAUCCACGACCCCUCCAUCCUGCGCACAGCACAGAACCUGUUUGCAGUGGAGGCUGGGGCUGGGCUGCUCACUCCUCAUGGUGUGCCACCGUGCAGUGUGCCUGUCAGGGUGGUCGUUAAGGACUCUGACUUCUGUUCCUGUCUGUCGGACAUCCUGCACUUCAUCUACUCAGGUGCUUUCCAGUGGGAGAGAUUAGAGGAAAAUAUAAAAAAGAAGAUGAAAGAUUCUGAAAAAACUGAACAUGUGCUUGAGAAAGUUAAAUGUAUCCUGAAAACUCCGGAGAAGGUAAACAGUUUGCGGGACUGCCAAUCUCACCAGAUAAAGCGGCUGUACAGUACCUCGCUCAGGCUGUUCUUUAACACGCCUGUCCUGGCAGAUGUCAUCUUCACAAUACAAGGUGCAACUGUACCAGCCCACAGAGCAGUUCUGGUAGCUCGCUGUGAGGUAAUGGCAGCUAUGUUUAAUGGUAAUUAUCUAGAAGCAAAUAGUAUUCUGGUUCCAGUGUAUGGGGUUUCCAAAGACACUUUCCUCUCCUUUCUAGAGUAUCUCUAUACCGACUCCUGCUGUCCAGCCAGUAUUCUCCAAGCUAUGUCCCUCUUGAUCUGUGCGGAGAUGUACCAAGUAAUGAGGCUCCAGCAUAUCUGUGAGCUCUACAUUAUCACACAGCUCCAGAGCAUGCCUAGCAGAGAACUGGCAUCCACAAGUCUCAGCAUUGUUAGCUUGCUCAAAAAAGCUAAGUUUCACAAUUCUGAUUGCCUUUCCACUUGGCUUCUUCAUUUUAUUGCCACUAACUACCUCAUCUUCAGCCAAAAGCCUGAAUUUCAAGAUCUUUCAGUGGAGGAGCGCAGUUUCGUAGAGAUGCACAGAUGGCCAUCCAGUAUGUACCUGAAGCAACUUGCUGAAUACAGGAAUUACAUCCACUCUCAGAAAUGCCACUGCACAAUAAUGUAAGGAGACUGCACAUUCUGGAAGUACAUCUCAGCUAGGAAAUGUCUAAAUGGGGAUCAUAUGAAGUACAAUAAAUGUAUCAGCAGAAAAAAUGAACACUGAUGUGCCCUUGAACACUGUAUGCAACACUGUAGCACACUUAAUAUAUGCUUCAAUUUGGUAAUAAACGAUUCUGCUUUUUUUUCCUUAAAGCCGUAAGAAAUGUGUCAUGAGGAAUUUUUGAGGGAUGAUGAUUUCACAUUUACAGGGUUUAAACUGGGUCAUGUCAUCACUGACAUCUGUUCCACUUUUUAAUUGGAUGUCAUGGUCAUUUUCAGCUAUUAAGGUGUUGAAAAUGUAUUUUUUUCUAAAUCUGUGUAUAGUAGGAAUAAGAUCAUCAUUGCUUGGAUGCUGAGAGGCCAAUUCAUAAUAUCUCAGAAUACUAAAAUUUACUGCAAUUUAUUGGUUUGCAAAAUAAAGAGUAAGAUUAAUAUAUGCCUCAGUAAGCUUUAAUUUGCUAUUCCACCUUAAAUUUUUCCCUUCUUUCAGUAGGAAUCUUAUAGUCAUAUAAUCAGACAUUUUAAUCCUGGGGAAUGCUAUGCAUCAGUAUAUUCUUUAGUGCCUGCCAAAUGUCUAGAAAUAAAAAUACUUUUUCCUCCCAGUAAGUAAGAUAAGACAGCCUGCUUUCAUCUGUAGAGCACUUUUGUUAGAGAGGUCAUACUGUAUGUCCAUACUUUCUGAAUGCGUGGUUACUUUCUCAGAUACAAGAAGUGAAUCUUGAAUACUGUGCAAAGGGUGACUCUUCAACAGCACACAGCCUUUAAGGGUAUGUUCUUUGGAUCACAGAUCUGAAUUAUUCAUUUCUCUUACCAUUAAUAUUGUAGUAGGUAUUACUGUUAUGAGAAAUGAACCAACAUUUACACUGAGAAUAUCUAUCUGAGUGUAGCAUUAUUAUCAGUCUUCUUGUACUUUUUUUUCCAAUUCUACUUUGCCAUUUACCCUUAGUUUUCUUAUGUGUUAUCUGAACCUAGAAAGACAAAGGAAAGACAAAGAAAAAAUACUGAGUGUUUCCCCAAAGUUCAGAGCAGAGCAUCUCAGAUGUACCAAGAAACUGUCUGUGAGAUGAAGGUGGCACUGCAAAUUGCUGGAGCUGAAUCCUUUCUGCUUACAUGAUCAUUUUUUUCUAACAUUCCUUUAAAUUUUCAUAGGCAAAUUCUUCUUUUCAAAUUCCACGCUAGAAUCAAAGGAAUGUUGUUUCUUUAUGGAGAUGUUUUGCAUAAAGUGGAACAAUGUCUUCUAUUCUGGGAAAAAGAAAGUAAAAUGUUUCUCAGUCUAGUGCAGGCUGGAAAUUCCAAGAUUAGUUUAUAUAAGAAUGACAAAUCACUUUUAUUUUUAGCUUGUCAGGAGACCUUAGAGUUCAUUAAAAGACAAGACAUCAUUGCAUCUUGCACGUAUGUAGAGCAUUACAUUGCUUUUUCAAGAUCACUGAAAAAGAAAUGAAAAAAAGAUUAGGAAAAUAAUAUGUAUUGCACUUGAAUUAGUAGAAAGGGUUUUUUUCCUAAUUAUGUCAUUCAUCUUAAAAGCAUAAAUUAGCUGGAUAGGUAGGAGUAAGACUUGUGCUUUCUCUGAGCACAAAGUCAUGAACAAAAAUGGGCAAACAGCUGAACUUUACCUUGCCUAGAUGCCCUGCUGCAUGCUCACUCAAUGCAUGCUUCUGUAUCAGCAGCCAGCUCGUUCACUGAUGAUAUGGUUUUAGGACUCAUACUGAAUUCUUGUGCAAAAUUAGGGAAAUUUAUGUGAAUGUUUGCCUGCAUUGCAUGCAGUCCUAAAUUCUUAAUGCUUUGAAAGCUUUCUCAGUCUUAUUUUGCUAGAAGUUAGUAUUUUGCCAGUAAUUUAAGUUAAGAUAUGAUGAAAUACUAUUUUUAACUUUAUGCAAAUGUUUUAUAGACAUUUAAGUAGGCUUAAUGGGUAUAUGAACUUUGUAUCCAACCAAUAUUUUGAUAUUGUGGUAAUCACAGGUUUUAUACGGAGAAUCCAGGCAGCAUAAAGAUAUUUAUUAUUUAUUCACAGGUUUACCACAUAAUAUUAUUCAGGCAUUAAGACAGCUUUCCACCUUACUGAGUAUCCCAAUAAUGCCACCUGUAUCAGGUGGAGAUAUGUUAACCUUGCAAAUGCAGAACAUGAGAGAAAUUUAAAUUCUUAGAGUAAUUGUAGUGAGUAAUUCUCAAUUUUAUUCUGUGUGAUGAUUUCCUGUAGAAAUGUGUUUAUCCUAAAACUAUUUUUAAAAUCUUGACAUUAGCUGAGAGUAGAUCAUGAUGCUUGGUUAUUUGCUAAUAGUAUUUUUUUAGUAUUCUGACAGGCAGUACAAUACUGAGAUCAUGGAUCAGAAAUUACUGCCCUAUCGAAUUUGGUAUUUGUGAAUAACUUUGUAUGAAUAAUAUGUUAGGAUCUUUGAUAUGGCAUAAAGUAAAAUUUAGGAAGCAGCUGGAAAGAGUUAUUUGAACAAGUGAAUUUGAAAAGGCAGAGGAAAGCUGAUGUGUUAUUACUGUAGGAGAUUAUUGCUCAAGAUGUUUUACAGGUAAUCCAUAGUUAUCCUAUUAGUAGCAUCCUAUUCACGUUAAAAUAGACUUGCCAAGUUCUGAUAAACAAUGUAUUAUAAAGUGAAAUAGUUUCUGAUUUUAUAACAGCCCCAGAGCUUUUUUCUCUGUGAGAACUAUGGUUUGCAUCUAGACAGAACCCACAGAACCAGCAGCUGCCUCAACAUGAUGGCAUUCUAAGCUACAUUUCUUACACUGCCCUGGCAGUGGCAGGCAGGGACCCAAAUGUCUCGAUGCCAACUCACGAGGGUUGCACAGAUCCUAGCAUCUCCUGACUCCAAGAGCAUUGGGAAUGUUGGGCUCAAAGAAAGGCAGGUGGUGAAUGUGGGUAACCUUAGGCAGUAGCUGAGCAGGUUUCAGAGGGCUUGAGAUUACAGUGUUGGACAGACAGACAGGUGGAAAUUUGACUUCUGAAUCCUUCAUUGGAGAUAGAUCUUGAAAUUCUCUUCUAGAAGUGGAGUUGUACAAGUAAUAGAUUACACCGUAUAAUUUUCGCCAUGUAUAUGUGUACGCUUGUCCCAACCCAGCACUGAGACCUACACAGACUGAUAAAAAGCAUUUCUGUACUAAUAGUGUUUUCCACAGUAUAAUUAAAGAGUUUCUGCUGUAGUCCAUUAGGUGUUGGUGUAUUUGAUUUGGGAAAACAGAAUUAGAAGAAAAAAACAUUACUCCGUUAUGCAUAUGCUUGUUCUUUCAAUAUGCCAUGACUAAAUGUACACGCUACUAGAUUUAAUAUUUAAAAUUUUGCUACAAAAUAAAAAGAUUUUCGCUAGCUCUCAU